Messenger RNA from Scophthalmus maximus (turbot), 2443 nucleotides. Its product is annotated as cytosolic 5'-nucleotidase 1A. The transcript has 6 exons. Gene Ontology annotation, molecular function: nucleotide binding; 5'-nucleotidase activity; magnesium ion binding. Gene Ontology annotation, biological process: nucleotide metabolic process; adenosine metabolic process. The record is from RefSeq and is a predicted model, not a curated record. Lineage: Eukaryota; Metazoa; Chordata; Actinopteri; Pleuronectiformes; Scophthalmidae. The coding region runs from base 156 to 1235 and encodes 359 amino acids. Gene Ontology annotation, cellular component: cytoplasm; cytosol.
AGGAGCUUUCUUUCCCCCCUCGCUCCGUUUCCGCAAAGUUUUUAACCAUCUCACCUUUCCACUCUCUCUCUCUCUCUCUCUCUCUCUCUCUCUCUCUCUCUCUCUGCGUUUGGCCUGAGAACGCGGAGGAAGUUCACUCGGCAUCCAACAUCAUCAUGAGUGACAUGAGGCCCGACAGCGGCUCCGACGACAGCGGCGAGGAGAAGGACUGGGCCGCGGCCAAGGCUUUCUUCGACAACCUCAAGACGAACAAACCGAGACCGCCCAAACCCCGGUUCGCGGUCACCAUCGCCGUCUCCUCGCGUACCCUCUUCGACAUGGUGGCCGAGAGGAAGAUCUACGAGGAGGAGGGGCUGGAGAAGUACGUGGCGCACCAGGUGGAGCACGAGAGCGAGCCGCUGGCACCGGGCGCCGCGUUCCCCUUCGUCAAGGCGCUGAUGAACGUCAACUCUCGGCUGAGGGAGCUCUACCCAGACAGCGAGGAGCUGUUUGACAUCGUCUUGAUGACCAACAACCACGCCCAAGUCGGAGUGCGCCUCAUAAACAGCAUCAAUCACUACGAUUUGACCAUCGAGCGAUUCUGCAUGACCGGAGGGAAGAGUCCCAUCGGGUACCUGAAGGCCUACAUGACGAACCUUUACCUCUCCAAGGACUCGGAGAAAGUCAUAGAGGCCAUAGACCAAGGAAUCGCCGCAGCCACAAUGUUCACGGCGGACAAGCAGACUCAGCUGAUCGACACGCAGCUGAGGGUGGCGUUUGACGGUGACGCCGUCCUCUUCUCGGACGAGUCGGAGAUCAUCGUGAAGAAACACGGCCUGGACACGUUCUUUGAGCACGAGCAGGAAUUUGAGAACAAACCUCUUGCGCAGGGUCCUUUAAAGUGUUUCCUGGAGGCUCUGGGCAAACUCCAGAGAAAAUUCUACGCCAAGAACGAGCGCGUAAACUGCCCGAUCCGGACCUACCUGGUCACGGCCCGCAGCGCCGCCAGCUCGGGGGCCCGCGUGCUGAAGACCCUGCGCACCUGGGGCCUGGAGAUCGACGAGGCCCUCUUCCUGGCGGGGGCUCCCAAGGGGCCCCUGCUGCAGAAGAUCCGGCCGCACAUCUACUUUGACGACCAGAUGUUCCACAUCGAGGGCGCCAAGGAAAUGGGCACCGUCUCCGCACACGUGCCCUACGGGAUUGGACAGAAGUACCACAAGGGGACGCUCAUCAAUCAGCCCGCGAAGAAGGAAUAAACUCACCGCAUCUUCUCGGAGGUAAUGGAGCGAUGAUACAGGGUUUUUCUAAUUUGGGGGGUUUUAUACAGUGGUUCCUACUCUUUUUAGUUUCUGAUAUGAUAUCGUUGAUGACUGGGGGAAUGUAUUUUUUCAAAGAGACACACUCGGUGCCAAACACUACAUCACUCACUGCUGUUUUGGGUAAGAAACAGAUUGAAAACCUGUUGGUGCCUUGUUACCACAUCUCUGUACCUGUUCUGUUCCGUUUAUUAAAUUGCCUUUACAUUUUUUUCUACCAUAAACACAUGUUUAUUGCUAAAUUUUUUUGUGCUUUAGUCAUCAGUCUUACAAUAUAGGAGCAGUAUUGGAGAAUAUUGUAAAUCUGCUCGUGCGGCUGUUUUUUUUCUUCUAUAUUGGGUUUUUCAUAGUUCUUUUUCAAUCACCUGCCAGAUUGAAGAUACAUUUCCAAAUCUAGCAAAAAAAAUGUACAAUGUUCUUUGUUGUCUGGCAAUAAGAUCGCAUAUUCAAUGAGUCUUUUUAACAUUUGGGUUUAUAGGGGUAGUAAGCGAUUCUAAAGCAAGUACACGUUUUGUAAAAUCCUCUGCGAAUAUUUCCUCACCGUCCGUUAGCUGUCGCUUUUGUGUGUUUGCCGGGGGGACAAAAAUCUGUGUUUUCGGCGCAGCCCUGGCUCUGUAAAUCAGAAAAAAAGAAAUAAUGGUGCGGACCGCACCACACCACACUGCGAGUGCAGUUUGUAAACGCCGCUUGGUUAGUGCGUCGCACUCCCAUACAGGAAGUCGUGGGUUCACUCAAGCAGCAAAAUCACGACAACAACAACAAAGGGAGAAACAAGCUUUCUCCAAAAUGGCUUACUGCCCCUUUAAUGUUUUACAAUGGACUUCUAUCAGGUUGGUUACUCGAAGCGGCCGACGAGGGAAACUGAUGCAGUCCGUCUUUGUUACUGUUUUCGCUGUCAAUAUUCACACGUUAUAUGAUAAACUCUAACGUUCACAGUCAUGUUCUGUGAGUUGUUUACACUUUUGAACUGUGUCUGUUCACCAGGCAGCACACUGUAACCUCAUUUGGCUUCAUAGAGGAGUGACCACAUAAUGUAUGUUUGCAGAUGGACCUUAUGUGUAUUUCAUAUUGCAAAAAUGGCUUGAAAAAACGUGUUUUUAGCACAGAUGACGUGUGGUAAAUUAAUAAAUAAAUGUGGAGGACAGCCA